Messenger RNA from Pyricularia pennisetigena, 189 nucleotides. RefSeq lists its product as uncharacterized. The transcript is spliced from 2 exons. The record is from RefSeq and is a predicted model, not a curated record. The coding region runs from base 1 to 189 and encodes 62 amino acids. NCBI's taxonomy places the organism in Eukaryota, Fungi, Ascomycota, Sordariomycetes, Magnaporthales, Pyriculariaceae.
AUGCCGGUAGUUUGUCAACUGAGCCACAAUCUAGCGAGCACUCGCCACAAAACCUCUUUCCGCAGUAGGUUGCCUCCAGUCAUCAGCCCACACCUGGUUAUGGCUGAGGUCCAGUGUUGGCAUCAUUGCAUCAGCCACGGAACAAGCGAUGUCAUGGCACGCGUCAGGUGGAGCCAUGGAGUGACGUAA